AUGUUAGCAGCACAUAGCAAAGCUGAAUCACCCCUAUUUCUGAGCCUGUGCUGUCGUCUAGUGGCAGAAUAUGGUACCCACAGCAGAGAUCUGAAGCCAUGGGUAAUUGCCCUUCUCACGGUGCUCGCCUUGAUGAUGGUAGCAGCGACCAUUGGACUUCUGGCUCAUGUCUUAGUCUCUGAUAUUCACGUCAUUAGCAGUUCAGAAGGAAAGAGCUCAAAUCAGCUGAAGGACUUAAAGGAGGCAAAUGAAGAUUUGGUAGAUGAAAUAUUUAUAGAGUCAACCUUGAACAAACACCAUGUCAACGACCAUGUAGUCAGACUAACUCCGGAAGAAGAUGAUGCAGAAGCAGACGUUGUCAUGGCACUCCAGUCCCCCUCUACUGGGCAAAGAACUGUGGGAGAAAAGAAAACUCACAGCAUCUUAAAUCAGAAGAAGAGGAACACAAGAGCCUUGCGUGCUGAUGUGUCAGUAGUUCAAGUAAAUGAUUGUGGCAAACGAGCUAUCCCGUUAAUUGCCAACAGAAUCGUGUCCGGAAACCCUGCAGCUAAAGGUGCCUGGCCUUGGCAAGUUUCUCUUCAGCGCAGCAACAUCCAUCAGUGUGGCGGCACCUUGAUUGGGAACAUGUGGGUCGUCACGGCAGCACACUGCUUCAGAACUAAUUCAAACCCACGCCAGUGGACUCUUAGUUUUGGAACAACAAUAAACCCUCCCUUAAUGAAAAGAGACGUCCGAAGAAUUAUUAUGCACGAGAGGUACCGCCCCCCAGCAAGAGACCACGACAUUGCUCUUGUGCAGUUUUCUCCCAGAGUCACCUUUUCAGAUGAAGUACGCCGAAUUUGUUUGCCGGAACCUUCUGCGUCAUUCCCACCAAAUUCAACUGUCUACAUCACAGGAUUUGGAGCACUCUACUACACUGGGGAAUCUCAAAAUGAGCUCCGAGAAGCCAGGGUGCAGAUCAUAAGCAAUGACGUGUGCAAGCAACAGCAGGUGUACGGCAAUGAAGUCAAGCGUGGGAUGUUCUGCGCGGGAUAUCUGGAAGGGAUUUAUGAUGCCUGCAGGGGUGAUUCUGGGGGACCAUUGGUUGUAAGAGGCAAUAAAGACACUUGGUAUCUCCUUGGAAUUGUGAGCUGGGGAGACAACUGUGGUCAAAGGAACAAACCCGGAGUUUACACACAAGUGACUUAUUACCGGCGCUGGAUUGCUUCAAAAACGGGUCUCUAA
Molecule: messenger RNA, 1224 nt
Organism: Alexandromys fortis (reed vole)
Lineage: Eukaryota; Metazoa; Chordata; Mammalia; Rodentia; Cricetidae
Gene: Tmprss11a
Product: transmembrane serine protease 11A
Exons: 9
Coding region: 1-1224 (407 amino acids)
Biological process (GO): proteolysis
Molecular function (GO): serine-type endopeptidase activity
Source: RefSeq, a predicted model, not a curated record